CAGAAAGAACGCCGGGCGAGUCUUUGCCAGCACGCCCUUCACCAACAGGUCCAGGUUUAGUCGGACGCACGUGGGCGACGAUCGUUACAUUAUGGGUGAUAUUCAUUUACAUUUGCUGGAAAUAGCACGUCGUCUCAACCUGACUAUACGCAAUAAACAAUAUGUAAAUCGCUAUAACAAGUGGGAGGAAGACAAUUUUCCUCUUGGUUUCAGUUCAGAGGGGGAAGUGGGAUUUAUGCUUACUAACUUGGCGGCGGAGGAAUACGAUUUCCUAGCGGAACCUAUCAGGGCGCAUCCCGACUUCCGCCUUCCGUUCGACGUAAUCGCGAGCACGAGCCGCUUUACGGCGCGUGUUCGCGGGGUGGGGCGCCGGCGCCCGCUGCGGCGUGGUCGCUGCCGCUGCGGGCGGUGGGCCGCCGGCGCGUGGGCGCGCUGCUGGGCGCGGCGGCGGCGUACGCGCCUGGCGUGGCGGCGCCGGCGGGGCGGGUCGCUGGCGGCGGCCGCCGGCCAGCGCUGCGCGCCUUUGCUCGUGCAGAGGCCCGCGGCUGGAGGGCGUCUGCGACACGCCGCUGCGCGUGCAGGCGGCCGGCGCCAUGUUCGCGUGCGCAGUGGUCGCCGCCGGCGUGUAUCAGCAAAGGCUCAUGCAUGCUACUUGUCUACAUUGUAUGUUGUGAACCGCCCAUUUGCGGUGACGACUGCUGGGCGAUAUCUAAGUAUAGUGGCUGACUAUAUGUAUUUAGCUGUUAUUGAUAGCUAUCGACGUGAGUACCGUCUGAACCUCCCGACCUUGAAGCUAUCGACCUUAAGACAUCACUCCGGGAGCAAGAUAGGGCAACGGCUAAAGUGUAAUACAAUUUCAAAAAAUUUGGGCAAGUUCCUUGAACUCCUCAGUAGAGAGAAUAUAUUGCAAGAGAUCGGAGGCCAGUUAAACCAAACGAAGGGUCGUCUUGUGGCUUUGCUGACUGAUCCUGACCACCACUUUAAUAUUGACACUCUGGAGCAGCUAGCAGCCUCUGGGUUGCCCAUUUGUGAAUUCAGAAAUGCAUUUUCUUUAUUUAAAGACGUUAUAACUGCAAAAUCUGCAGACACGUUGGGAAGCCAAAGCAGAAAAAUAAAAAUGAAACCGGCAAAGUCGAUAAACUACCUAAACAACCUUCCUGAAUGCCAGUCUCAUGCAUUAAUUAUGGGGGAUAACGAUUGUCAUACUUUGGGAAAAGGAAGAUUUUUCCACUACCGCGUCCAUGUUCUUAAAGAGUAUUCUUCGACUCUUCUGUUCUGGCUUGCAAGA
Messenger RNA from Gryllus bimaculatus (two-spotted cricket), 1288 nucleotides. Lineage: Eukaryota; Metazoa; Arthropoda; Insecta; Orthoptera; Gryllidae. The record is from the annotation of a GenBank genome assembly.